GCAAGACUAGAUGAAGAACUAAACAAAAUGAAUCAGUUUCACAAGGCCAAAGAAACAGAGUUUUUGGGAAGAGGACAGAUUCUGAAGAAACAGUUGGAGAUUCUUGCAGAACUCAAACAGAUCUUAAGUGAUCGGAAGAAGAGAAACUUGUCUGGAUCACAUCGCUCCUUCUCUUCUUCUGCUCGAAACUCUGAUUUCUCAGCAGGGUCUCCAGGAGAACUAAGUGAGACACAAAGUGAAACAUCAAGAACUGAUGAAAUCAUAGAUGCACUAGAGAGGAACGGUGUGAGUUUCAUAAACUCUGCAACGAGGAGCAAAACAAAAGGAGGCAAACCAAAAAUGUCUCUUCGAGUCGACAUCCCUGACGCCGUGGCUGGAGCCGAAGGUGGCGGUGCAAGAUCCAUAGCCACUGCCACUUCUGUCCUGUGGGAAGAGCUCGUCAACAACCCAAGAAGCGGCGGAGGAGAUUUCAUCAACCGGAAAAAGAUUCAAUGCGCCGAGAAGAUGAUACGAAGUGCCUUUGUUGAGCUCUAUAGAGGUCUUGGCUUGCUAAAGACUUACAGCUCGUUGAAUAUGAUAGCUUUUACAAAAAUAAUGAAGAAAUUUGAUAAGGUUUCUGGUCAGCAAGCAUCAUCAACUUAUCUCAAAGUCGUAAAGAGAUCGCAAUUUAUCAGCUCUGAUAAGGUGGUAAGACUGAUGGACGAAGUGGAGUCCGUAUUCACAAAGCACUUCGCCAACAAUGACAGGAAAAAGGCCAUGAAAUUCUUGAAACCCCACCAGACUAAAGAUUCUCACAUGGUCACUUUCUUUGUUGGAUUGUUUACGGGUUGCUUCAUCUCAUUGUUUAGUAUUUACAUAAUACUGGCACAUCUUUCUGGAAUCUUCACCUCUGGUGCGCAAGUCUCUUAUAUGGAGACUGUCUAUCCUGUUUUCAGUGUUUUUGCGUUGCUGAGUCUACAUAUGUUCAUGUACGGAUGCAAUCUGUUCAUGUGGAAGAACACGAGGAUAAACUAUACGUUCAUCUUCGAGUUUGCACCAAACACAGCAUUGCGUUACCGAGACGCGUUUCUGAUGGGAACCACGUUCAUGACCUCCGUCGUGGCCGCUAUGGUCGUACAUCUCAUCCUCCGCGCCGCCGGUUUCUCCGCCAGUCAAGUCGAUACCAUUCCUGGCAUCCUCCUCCUGAUCUUCAUUUGUGUCUUGAUUUGCCCUUUGGACACAUUUUAUCGUCCAACAAGAUUCUGCUUCAUUCGCAUCUUGCGGAACAUUGUUUGCUCGCCUUUCUACAAGGUACCAAUACUUUGGUUACUUUCAACACAAGCGAUCUGCAGAAACUCCCUUAAAACCUCUUAA
Camelina sativa (false flax) is the source of this 1353-nucleotide messenger RNA. The record is from RefSeq and is a predicted model, not a curated record. Lineage: Eukaryota; Viridiplantae; Streptophyta; Magnoliopsida; Brassicales; Brassicaceae.